Messenger RNA from Nomascus leucogenys (northern white-cheeked gibbon), 2838 nucleotides. RefSeq names its product leucine carboxyl methyltransferase 2 (gene LCMT2). The record is from RefSeq and is a predicted model, not a curated record. Gene Ontology annotation, biological process: tRNA methylation; wybutosine biosynthetic process. Gene Ontology annotation, molecular function: protein binding; tRNA methyltransferase activity. NCBI's taxonomy places the organism in Eukaryota, Metazoa, Chordata, Mammalia, Primates, Hylobatidae.
CGGCGGAAAGGGAAGUCCAGGAGCAUGGGUGGCUUUUCCCCCUACCGAGGUCCGUGAGGUGUGUACUGUGCUAACCAAGGGGCGGCUCACAACCGUGACAGACUGCUAUUCCUGAGUCUCUUCUGGCCAUGGGCCCCCGCAGCCGCGAGCGUCGGGCAGGCGCGGUACAGAGCACCAACGACAGCAGCGCCCUCAGCAAGCGUUCCCUGGCCGCGCACGGGUACGUGCAGGACCCCUUUGCCGCGUUGCUGGUUCCGGGCGCGGCGCGCCGCGCACCGCUCAUUCACCGAGGGUACUACGUCCGCGCACGCGCCGUGAGGCACUGCGUGCGCGCCUUCUUGGAGCAGACUGGCGCGCCCCUGGCCGCGCGUCGCGCGCAGAUCUUGUCUCUCGGCGCCGGCUUUGACUCGCUCUAUUUUCGCUUGAAAACCGCGGGCCGCCUGGCCCGGGCUGCAGUCUGGGAGGUGGAUUUUCCGGACGUGGCGCGGCGCAAAGCAGAAAGGAUUGGAGAGACGCCAGAGCUGUGCGCGUUAACCGGGCCUUUCCAGAGGGGGGAGCCCGCGUCCGCGCUGUGCUUUGAGAGCGCAGACUACUGCAUCCUGGGCCUGGACUUGCGGCAGCUCCAGCGAGUGGAGGAGGCCCUGGGCGCCGCGGGGCUCGACGCAGCCUCACCCACUCUGCUCCUGGCAGAGGCGGUGCUGACCUACCUCGAGCCAGAGAGUGCCGCGGCCCUCAUCGCCUGGGCAGCCCACCGUUUUCCUAAUGCCCUUUUCGUGGUCUAUGAGCAGAUGAGGCCUCAAGACGCCUUUGGCCAGUUCAUGCUGCAACAUUUUCGGCAGCUAAACUCCCCCCUGCAUGGCCUGGAGCGCUUUCCUGACGUGGAGGCGCAGCGGCGCCGCUUCCUUCAAGCUGGGUGGACUGCCUGCGGUGCCGUGGACAUGAAUGAAUUCUAUCACUGCUUUCUCCCCGCAGAAGAGCGCCGGCGGGUGGAAAAUAUUGAACCCUUUGACGAAUUUGAGGAGUGGCAUCUGAAGUGCGCCCAUUAUUUCAUUCUGGCAGCUUCUAGGGGAGACACCCUCUCCCACACCCUAGUGUUUCCAUCCUCAGAGGCAUUUCCUCGCGUAAAUCCUGCUUCGCCUUCAGGGGUGUUCCCUGCCAGUGUAGUCAGUAGCGAGGGCCAGGUCCCAAACCUGAAGAGAUAUGGCCACGCCUCUGUCCUCUUGAGCCCGGACGUUAUUCUCAGUGCAGGAGGAUUUGGAGAGCAGGAGGGGCGGCACUGCCGAGUGAGCCAGUUUCACUUGCUGUCAAGAGAUUGUGACUCUGAAUGGAAAGGCAGCCAAAUAGGCAGUUGUGGGACUGGAGUUCAGUGGGAUGGACGCCUUUAUCACACCAUGACAAGACUCUCAGAGAGUCGGGUUCUGGUUCUGGGAGGGAGACUGUCCCCAGUAAGUCCAGCCUUGGGGGUUCUCCAGCUUCAUUUUUGUGAGAGUGAGGAUAAUAACACUGAGGACCUGAAAGUGACAAUAACAAAGGCUGGCCGAGAGGAUGAUUCCACUUUGUCUCGUUGGCGGCAUUCAACAACAGAAGUGUCCUGUCAGAAUCAGGAAUAUUUGUUUGUGUAUGGGGGUCGAAGCGUGGUGGAACCUGUACUAAGUGACUGGCAUUUCCUACAUGUAGGGACAAUGGCUUGGGUCAGGAUCCCAGUGGAGGGAGAAGUACCUGAAGCCCGGUAUUCUCACAGUGCCUGCACUUGGCAAGGGGGAGCCCUUAUUGCUGGAGGUCUCGGGGCUUCUGAGGAGCCAUUGGACUCUGUGCUCUUUCUGAGACCAAUCUCUUGUGGAUUCCUCUGGGAGUCAAUAGACAUCCAGCCUCCCAUUACCCCAAGGUACUCCCACACAGCUCAUGUGCUCAAUGGAAAGCUGUUACUGGUUGGAGGGAUCUGGAUUCAUUCCUCCUCAUUUCCUGGAGUGACUGUGAUCAAUUUGACUACAGGAUUGAGCUCUGAGUAUCUGAUUGACACAACAUAUGUGCCAUGGCCAUUAAUGUUACACAAACACACUAGUAUCCUCCUUCCUGAAGAGCAGCAGCUCCUGCUUCUUGGAGGUGGUGGGAACUGCUUUUCCUUUGGUACCUACUUCAACCCCCAUACCGUCACAUUAGACCUUUCUUCCUUAAGUGCUGAGCAGUAAGGACUGGACUAAUAUUCAGGACCCACUAAAGUAGACAAUAAAGUUUUCCAAAAUAGGACGACCCUCUAGCUAUAGAUACUGCCACUCCUUUCCCCAUCCUUUUUCCCUUAGCACUAUUCAGUGCAAAAAGUGAAAAGGGUUGGUAAAAUAGGUAAAAUACCUGGAAACAGUCACUACAGAAAACAGCUGAAGACAGUGGCCAUGCAGUCCGAGAGUAGUAGUGGUCUUCCUCUAAUUUUCUAAUAUAAGUUCAUUUAUUGAGUUACAGUGGUCUUUAGUAAAGUAAAACAACUUCCCAAUCCCAGGCCUUGUGAUUUGAGAUGGUACCUUAGAAAAAGUUACACGCAGUUCCGUAGUUGAAUAUACUUGAGAUGAUACCUUAGAAAAAGUUUCAAGCAGAUCCUUGGUUGAAUAUAGUUGAAGGAGCGUAGUAUUGACCUAAUUCUUCAUGUAGGAAACCUGAAAUGAACACAGUCACAGUUUGAUUAAAACAUUGUCCUGUUUAUUGCAACAGAAAACUCGGAUAGUUUUAACAACAGGAAACACUUGUAGAACUUCCUUUAACAACAUACUUUUUAAAUGUUUUGCUAUUGGUUCCAUAUUUAUUUAGAUUUAUAAGUGUCAAUAAAGCAAACGUUUGAUGCCUCAA